Messenger RNA from Acipenser ruthenus (sterlet), 4753 nucleotides. It is a transcript of the gene tango6, whose product is annotated as transport and golgi organization 6 homolog (Drosophila). Lineage: Eukaryota; Metazoa; Chordata; Actinopteri; Acipenseriformes; Acipenseridae. The record is from RefSeq and is a predicted model, not a curated record. The transcript is spliced from 19 exons. Gene Ontology annotation, biological process: protein secretion. The coding region runs from base 25 to 3597 and encodes 1190 amino acids.
GGUAUACGACGUUGAGGUCAUGUAAUGCUACAUGACGUCUGUCGAGUGCGACACCAAAUCGGCAGACUCACGAAAACAAACAGAUGUCCACGCUUUUACGUUCUUAAAAACAUGACUUCAAUGACGGCUAUUAUUACUGAGGCUCUCAACAUCCUUAUCAAACCUGUAUUAGAGUCUUCUUCAAGCUCCGUUCCAUCAACAGCACAUGAUGCUCUGCUGCGAAAACUGCAACACAACCUGUCUGUCUCGCAGGAAAAGUUCCAGACAGACCCUAUGUACAGAGAAGUGAGCAGCCUGAGACAGCAGGUCAAGGCUGGGUCAGAGUGGUCCGAGGAAACCAAAGACGUCGCUUGGAAUUUCGUAACAGAAAUCCUUGUGCUCCUGACCUGUCUGAAGCAAUGCAUGGCAGCUCUCUUGGGUUCGUUCAGCCCAGCUGAACCCAACCUGAAGACCCCAGAGGCAGCGCCUGCCCUCCCCCCUGACGUUCUGAGCAUUGCCCAGCAGAAGGUGGUUCAGUCCGCCCUGCAGUUUGUGGUCACCCUUGGGAUCUGCCCCUAUCUCCUGCCCGGGGUAGGAAUCCCUCUGAAGCGCAGGUCUGAAUUCGGGGCCAUGGUUGAGAGCGUUUCAGGUGGUACACCCCCUUAUGGAAUACGCAGAUUGUUCAUCAGCUGCACGGUCCUUUUAGGAGUCGCGGAGCACGCCUCCUUGGGCAGCAUGGUUCUGACUCGCCAUCUGGGGGACAUCCUGGCAGGGCUGUGCCAGCUGGGGCACUGCCCAAAUCGAUCAAAAGCAGGGCAGCCAACCAUCACUGAUAAUACAAAGAUUCUCAGUGUGGAGGAGCGCACCGGCUGUAAGAAGGCAUUACAGAGCCUGCUGGGUAAAGUCUACCAGCCGAUCAUAAUCCGAGAACUGCUUAUACUGCAGGGAGGACCAAAACAGGUGAAAGCGUCUGCAGGGAGCUGCUCCCGACAGCCUCUAGCCCAGGCCCCACCCUGGCUCAGGCGCCUGUGUGGGCAGCUGCUCUCAGAGAGGCUGAUGCAGCCAAAUGGAGUUCAGGCUGUAGUCAGGGGGAUUUUGGAAGGAGCUGGAGCUGGGGCAGCAGGAGGUCAGGAUGCUGAAGCUGCUGCUGCUGAUUGGAGGAAAUGUGACUCUAUUGCACGGAUACUGGCCUCGUGUCCCCAGCAGUCCCUUUCAUUGGUUGAUUAUUACAGGAGGGUGUGUCCUCAGGUGCUGGAUUUGCUGCACAUCAGAGACAGGCUGACGGCUCGGCAGUUUCAGCGUGUUGCCACCACCACUGUGCUCACCCUGGUGCAGGAGCAGCCAGAGCUUGCUGAGAAGUACCUGCUUGCCCCAUUACUGAGCCCUCUCACCCGAUGCCUGGGCACUGGAGAUCAUAAACUGAGUCCUGGGUCCAUUACUGUUGAAGAAAGUGAUCUUAGUCAAUGUAUAGAGGACAUUUAUAAGGUCUGUGUUGUCGGGAAUAACCCUGGUCCGGCAUUGUUAAACUCCCUUGGAAAUGUAAUUCAAGUCAUCUUUUGCCUCUUCUGUUUUACCAAACAAAACGUCUCGCAUUUACGAUCUGCCUGUCAGGAGAUACUGCUUUGGUUCUUGCUGCAGGCCGACCCUCCGCAGGCAGUUACUGCCCUGAAACACAUCUCCGGUCUGAGUGUGCAGACUGAAGGAAUAUCUCCUGAUCAUCACUUCUCACCUGGCAGUGAGGGGGGAGCAGUGUUCACUGUGAGAGAACCCACAUGCGAUGCAGACGAUGCCUUGUAUGAGAAGGUUUCCUCAGAGCAGUGGGCUGUUGAGUGCUUUGUGGACUUGCUUUCUAACCUAAAGGAGAAUCGCCUAUCUGGAGAUUUCUUCAUUCACUUACUCAAGGGUCUGACAGGUAUGGCAGUGGAGGGGGAGCAGGAGGGUGAAGAACCUCAGCCGCUGACUAGCAUGAGUUUCCUGGAGCUGGAGCAGCAUCGAAUCCAGCAGGCUACGAGGCAGGAAGAAAGGCUGUUGACAUUACAGCUGCUAGCAGCAAUGUGUGAGAAGCUCUCGCACACUCUGCUUCAUAACCCAGUCCAGGUGAUUGAGUUCAUCUGUGCCAUGCUGAAGCGCGCCUGUGUCAGUCUGGAUCAGGGUGUGGAAGGAAUAGUGGAGGCACAGACACUCAGCAUGGGAAUGGGACUCGUGGCUACCAUGUUAGUUGGGGCAGCCAAGCUGCAGUCAGAAGAUUAUGCUGCAAUGAAGGAGCUCUUGCCUCUUUUAGACCAAAUAUCCCAACGGCACCCUGAACAACUUAUCCAAGAACUGGCCUCGGAUUUACACAUCUCCAUUGCCACUCACGGAGCGUUCACCACUGAGACUGUGGCCAAGGCAGCUCGCAACACAGCGGGGAAAGAGGAACUGAUCCCAGAGAGACCGUCUGAAAACACUGCGUCCAAAACGACUGAGAAAACAAAGAGAAGAAACAGUGACAAGACACCAAAGAAGAAUCCAAAUGUGCCAGGCACUGCUGUGACGAGUCAGAUGGACACUGCACACUGUAAAAACACAGGCCCAGUUUCACAUCCCGUGGCUCAAAGCAGCAGCAGAGGAGGUCCACAUGCUGAUCCUGCAGAGGCCGGGAGACUGCUGUCUGAAUGCCUUCUUGAAGCGGUAGACCCUGAAGUUCCUACAAGAGCAGCUGCCUUAAGAACACUGACUCGUAUGGUUCAGAAUAGAAACGCUGAGGCGCUGCACAACCAGGACAAACUAUUAACACUAUUUCUGGAGAAUCUAGAGCACAGCGACUCGUUUGUGUAUUUAUCUGCCAUUCAAGGUCUCGCUGUGCUCUCGGAUGUGUUUCCUGAGCAGAUCUUGCUGCGGCUGCUGAAGGAGUUUGAGGAAAGUCCUAAAGAGAUGAAGAAACCCCAUUCCCUUGAGACCAGGCUUAAAACGGGAGAGGCGCUGAUGAGAGCAACCAGGGCACUGGGGGACCUGGCCCCUCGAUUUGGGACACCUCUCAUCCACGCUUUCCUGAGAGGAACCAGAGACAGCGACAGCACCGUGAGAGCCAGCAGCCUGUCUAACCUUGGGGAGCUGUGCCAGAGAUUGCACUUCGCACUGGGGGCGGUGGUACAUGAGCUGAGUUCUUGUCUGACAGCCCUUAUAAAAACUGACAGUGAAGCAGAGGUGCGCAGAGCAGCAGUUCACGUCAUUGCUCUUCUACUGCGUGGACUGAGUGACAACGCCACACAGGUCGAGUUUCUAAUAUCCAACAGCAAUAGUUGUGAAAGUGAUUCAUGUAAGGAAGAAGGAGGGCAAGAGAGAACAGGUUCUGAAUGGUGCUCAGUGACGUGCUGCGGGAUCUGUACCGUGUCCUCAAGCAUGUGGUGCAGCACGACCGCGAUGAUGUCACCGUGCUCCACGCCCAGCUGGCGCUGGAGGAGCUUGAUGAUGUCAUGCGGCGCUACAUCUUCCCGGCGCAGAAACUCGAGAAAAAGAUCGUGGUUCUUCCUUAGAACCUGCCGUUUCUACACAACGCUGUAUUGUAUAAUGCUUGUAAUAUGUUUCUCCUUAUUUGAAACUUCUAUAAAAUGCCUUGAACUGCGAGUUUGCUGUUAAUUCUUUAACUACCGUCACAGGGGAUCGCCCAAGUUGGUUGUGGGGUAGAGAAGGGGUUUUAUUUAGUUUUCGCUUGGCUGCCGUACUGCAAGUGUGGUGUGCUUAACCUUAAAUACAGUACAUUGUUGUGUUAAAGACAGGCUUUGUUUUAAUAACCACAAUACAUGAUUGUAUGCUGGUGUAGACAAGGAGACUACUAUAGUCGGAGUUGUUCCAGAGUGAAUGGUUGACAGAUUGUUUUGUUACAAAAGUAAAAAUUCUCACGUUUACAGCAAGCAAAUACAGUAGAAAUAAAGAAGACAGAACAUUUUAAUAGUUUCUUUAUAAAAAUUAAAAAAAUUACAAGUAAGUAAAAAUCCCAAAACGGUGAAAAAAUACAUAGACCAUGUUUCAUUUAAAUUUUGAAGCUUUUUUCUCAUGAUGCAAUUUCAGUUACAUUACAAAGUGAGGUCUGAUUUUUGAAGCACUUCAACCGUACUGAUAAUGGCUGAUGUCAUGUCAUGAAUGGGGUUUGUUUGUAAAGUGUAGCAUGCAGCAGGCAAAACAGGAACUCUGGCUCAAUGCUUAUGAAAAAAAAUGUAUCUACCAUAGACACAGUUGAAUGAGAUAUUUCUAGUGUAUUUCUAGAGUCAUCCUCUCUUUUUUCUAUAUUAUGUUUAAUAAUUUGAAAUUAGUUUUUUUUUUCACAUACUUGUAUCACUGGAUGAUAUCUGCAGAGAAGCGAUCAAGAUAUUUUCUUCCUUAGGAUCAUUGGAAAAAAUACCAUUCAAAAAUCGAAUUUAUCUUUAUCAUAAUGUAUGUGUCUUUGAAAAAGUAAAAUGUGUGACCUAUGAAAUUCUGUUCUUGUUAGCAAAAUAAAAGUUACCUGUUUAUAAACCAUUUUCACACUUUCCCUGAUCAUUGUAAAGUUGAAGGUGUUAUUUUAAGCUUGUCGUAGAGACUUAUUUAUUCCCUAACAGAUGAGUCAGGAAAAUUCGAACUUCUCAGAGUUAGGGGGAAAGUCUUCUGAAAUAUAGAAGACCAAUUUAACCAAAAGCAUUACAAUUAAUACAAAUAUGGUAACCACUUUAUCCUGGAUAACCCUGCAGUUGAAGUUGGUUUGUUAUAUUUAAUUCAACUCUGUUGUGAGUGCAACUAUAGAGAAGGUAAUACAACU